UAUCCGUCUCUGCAGGCCUGACGUAUCUCUGCGUUCUCUGAUAAGCCGUGCCGACAUAGGCAGGGUAAAUAAUGUCGACACUCAUUUAAACCUCUGUGACAGGUUUAACGACAUGAGCCCGAGACUGGAGUCGUAACGGAGCAGCAAGUCUGUACUAUUAAGCUGCGGGGCGGCCCUCGUGGCCGGGAUGCCACUGUGUGCCGUGCCAGUCCACGGUGGACGGUGAGGGGCAGGAGGAGGGGACCGAGUGCUGCAGACUGAGAGGAGGUGGUCUGCACCAAACAGAAGACAUGAACCUCUGCUGGAAUGAGAUCAAGCGGAAGUCCCACAAUAUUCGGGCGCGUCUAGAGGCAUUCUCUGACAACAGUGGGAAGCUGCAGCUCUCUCUACAGGAGAUCAUAGAAUGGCUGACAGCCAAGGAUGAGGAGCUGUCAGAGCAGCUGCCCAUAGGGGGCGACGUGGGCGCCGUCCAGCACCAGCGGGAGUUCCACCAGGCGUUCAUGGAGGAUGUCAAGUCUCGCGGGCCGUUCAUCUACUCGGUGUUGGAGUCUGCCCAGGCCUUUCUGGCUCAGCAUCCCUUCCAGGAGCCAGAGGAGACCCUGACCGAUGGAAAAGAGGUGUCUCCACGUCGGCGAAUCUUGAAUGUGAGCCGCUCUGUAUGGAAGCAGGCGAACGUGGCCAGUGACCUGUGGGAAAAGCUAACGGCGCGCUGCGUUGACCGCCACAGACACAUGGAGCGGACCUUAGAGCGUCUGCUGCAAAUCCAGGCGGCGAUGGAGGAGCUGGCAGUGGCUCUGGAGCAGGCCGAGGGCGUGAGAGACGCCUGGGAGCCAGUCGGAGAUCUCUUCAUUGAUUCCCUGCAGGACCACAUAGACGCUACCAAGUUAUUUAAGGAGGAGCUGACCCAGGUACGGGAGGGCAUGAAGCACAUCAAUGAUCUGGCCCACCAGCUGGCCAUCUCCGAUGUCCAUUUGUCGAUGGAGAACGCCCGCGCCCUGGAGCAUCUGAAUAACCGAUGGAAAGUCCUUCAGGCGUCCAUAGAGGAGAGGCUGAAGCAGCUCCAGGAUGCACAUCGAGACUUUGGCCCCGGAUCGCAGCACUUCCUUUCCAGUUCAGUCCAGAUACCAUGGGAACGUGCCAUCUCACCAAACAAAGUGCCCUACUACAUCAACCAUCAGGCCCAGACGACGUGCUGGGACCAUCCAAAGAUGACAGAACUAUACCAAGCACUGGCGGAUUUGAACAACAUCAAGUUCUCGGCAUAUAGAACAGCGAUGAAGCUGCGGCGAGUUCAGAAGGCUCUGAGAUUGGAUUUAGUGGCGCUGAGCGGCCUGGUGGAGAUAUUUCGGGAGCAGGAGUUACAGCAAGGGGAGCAUGUGAUGGAUGUGGUGGAGGUGAUUCACGGGCUGACGGCUCUGUACGAGAGGCUGGAGGAGGAGAGGUCCAUCCUGGUCAACAUUCCACUCUGCGUGGACAUGUGUCUCAACUGGCUGCUCAACGUCUACGACAGUGCUCGAAAUGGCAAAAUGAGAGUACUCAGCUUCAAGAUGGGAUUGGUGAGCUUGUGCAAUGCAGACGUCCAGGAGAAGUACAAAUACCUAUUCCAUCAGGUGUCUGGACCUGGAGGUGUGACGGACCAGCGUCACCUCAGCCUGCUGCUGCAUGAAGCCAUCCAGAUCCCCCGCCAGCUGGGAGAAGUUGCCGCAUUCGGGGGCAGUAACGUGGAGCCGAGCGUCCGUAGCUGCUUCCGCAUGGCCCCAGGAAAACCUGCCAUUGAGGUGUCUCAUUUCUUGGAGUGGAUGAGCCUUGAGCCACAGUCGAUGGUUUGGCUGCCUGUCCUCCACCGCGUGGCUGCAGCAGAGUCGACCAAACACCAAGCCAAAUGCUACGUCUGUAAACAGUGUCCCAUCAAAGGCUUCAGGUAUCGCAGCUUGAAGCAGUUCAAUGUGGACAUCUGCCAGACGUGUUUCCUAACUGGCCGCACUACCAAGGGAAAGAAGCUGCACUACCCUAUCAUGGAGUACUACACCCCAACAACCUCGGGAGAGAAGAUGAGGGACUUUGCCAAGACUCUGAAGAACAAGUUCAGGUCAAAGCAGUACUUCACCAAGCACCCGCAGAGAGGUUACCUGCCAGUGCAAUCAGUGCUGGAGGCUGAGAGCUCAGAGACGCCGUGCUCCUCACCCAAGCUGCCCCAUGCAGACACUCACAGCAGAAUUGAACAUUAUGCCAGCAGACUUGCAGAGAUGGAGAGCCAGAAUUGUUCAUUCUUCACGGACAGCCUGUCUCCUGAUGAAAGUCUGGAUGAAGAUCAGUACCUCCUGCGUCACUCCAGCCCAGCCCUGGAUCAGGACUCACCCUGUGGACAGCACAUGCUGCUGGCUCACCUGGAGCACCAGGACAAGGAGCAGCUCCAGUGCACCCUGGCCCGCCUGGAGAACGAGAACCGGGUGCUACAGAGCGAGUACAGGCGGCUCAAGUGGAAACACGAAGAGGCGGCGUCAGUUCCCAUGCUGACCGAGGCUGGAGAGGGAGGCCCGGGCUCGCCCACAUCGGAAGGACAGCAGGACGAGGAGCUCCUGGCUGAGGCGCGGGUCCUCCGGCAACACAAGUCACGCCUGGAGACCCGCAUGCAGAUUCUGGAGGACCACAACAAGCAGCUGGAGUCCCAGCUGCGCAGGCUCAGGGAGCUACUGCUUCAGCCCAAAGAUGAUUCAGAGGCCAAUGGAUCAGAACCGUCGACCCUGUCGUCUCCUGUGUCUGGAGGGGGUCAUCACGGGGAGCCAGCCAGCAGAGAGACCACCGACACUGAAGCAGCAGGAGAUGACCUGGAGCACGAGCAGGACACGGUGCUGCAGCUACAGGAGGUCAUUGAGCAGCUGAGAAACGUCUUCCCUUCGGAACCGGGCACCACCUCACACAUAUAACCCGAGUGUUCCUCGAGGAGCGACGUAAAAGCCUGAACGGACACCUGAUGCCACAGGAGAAGCCACAUUCCGCUGCGGUCCGGCCACAGUGACCCACCCAGAGCUAACCCUCCACUGGAACUUAGUGCACUAAAAGCCUUUUUCAUGUAAACUGCAAGAGGCCGCCGCUGAUGUCCGUUUGACCAGGCUGCGCUUGAUAACUUGUGCAGUGUAGCCGUGACGCCGUGUGUUAACCAGCCAAAGGAGACUAAUGUAAGCAGCAGAUAACGGGAGUGGAGGCGGGGCGCUCGAGAGAAAUGCUCAGCCAAGACACUGUGCUUACCGGCAUCUGUGUCGUCGUUCAGAGGUGUGAAGCACAAACCGGUCCUUCUGUGAAAAGAACUUUAAAGAAUAAGAAGGAUAUCCCCUUGUUUUGUCUGAAUGCCUAUAUCUUCAGUGUGGUUUUUAAUCAUGGUUAUUUUUUAUUUUAUUCUUUUGGAGGGAGGUGGUGUGUCUGUGCCGGGCUGACUGUACUUCAUGUGGCUGUAUGGUGUAGUAUUGUCAGGGAGUUGACAUCAUUUCAUCAGUUAAAUCUAUGAUUUAUUUAAGACAGCCCAAGUGCCCUCGAGCACAGCGCCUCUGCGUGCGCACACUGUGUUCUUCUAAUCCUCUCACACUGCUCGUCGAUCUCACGCACACGCACACAGAUGUAUGCUGCUACGUCCACGCGCCCUGUUCCGACGGCACCUUUCCCUCAUUGUGCACACAAAUGUCUCCACGCGUGAUCGAUACAUGUGCUGUGCUCCAUGUAUGACUAAAAAUUAAAAAAUGGAGCGCCAUUUGAUGUUGGAUUCGGACGUGCUCUCAGUUUUAAGUCAAUUUUACUUAGUUUUUUUUUGAGGAAGUGUGUGCCGAUAAACAUCAGCAUGCAGCCGUUUGCUUUGGGAUCUUAGCGUUGGCCUGCUGUGUGCAGAGAAUGCAAAGGCAGGAGCUCCAGGCAAUGUGCCGCCAGGCUGAAGCUUCCUCCCGCUCGCUCUCGUCAAGGCCAAUUCCGGGCACUAUAGGGGGGCUACCAUGGCACACCACCAUGGCACAAUGGCACACUGACUUCAUCUGUAAUAAUCCCCCUGCUCAUGUAGAUUUGAAAAGAGCAGUAGCUAUUGACUAUACACGCGUCAUUUUCCCUCGCUAAUGCCCACUUAAUUGCUUUCAGAGUCACAGAAAGGCGAGUGCUUGAAAUGGCUCUGCCCUCAUCACGCCAGGGUCAUAGUGUGUGUUCUGUUCCAAACAUAGCACAGUCAUUUAAUGCCUUAAAUCCAAAGUGAAUUCAUAUGAAGUCGGUCUUUCUGGAUAUGUUUUCUUUCACAUUCAGGGAGCGGAGAUUUCCUUCCACAGCGUGUUUGUGUGUCACUGUCACUCCCUUCCCGGUCGGGGCUAGUGGUUCAUUUCGAGAAACACAGGAAACAGUGUGUAUCAAAACCACAGAGAGCGUUCAUGUGUUGAAGCCAGUUAAAUCAGACUUUUAUGAAUAAACCCAUGAUGCGAAGGAUGCUUGGAGGGAGUAAAGAUCAGAGAGACAAGAGGAGAGGCAGAGGGGGGAAAAACAAACAAGCUAUUGCUAAAGGGCUGGUGAGAGAGAAACCACAGACAAGUCUCCAGGAGCGGGACAAGAAGUCGCCUGAAACGAGUGAGUUCUGGUCAUGAAAGCGUGAUAUUUAUGCCUCAUUUGCACAGAAAAAACACAGCCAAUGACUUGUAAACAGCUGGGAAUCAUCUUCCAUCACUUCAUCCUUCUCUGAAGCCUGAAAACCUUCCACAUGACUGUGAGUAUUAGGGCCAAACUGAAGAAGCAAUUAUUAUUCAAGCAAAAUCUCAGACGAUCAGCUGCAACCUGCGUCAGGAUGAGGAACGUGGAGCAUUUUGCAAAGUUAGAUUUUAGUUUCUGGGCUUCACAAAUAAGGAAAUACACCACAUUAUCAUUGGCAUCAGUAAUUUGAAAAGGAUUGUGCAGGAAACGGAGUCUGUUUCGAAGAAAGAAUCACUCUUUUGUGGAGGGGGAAAUGGCGGAUUGCUAAUUAAAUAUUUGGAUCCAGAAGCGAGCACGGCAUUGUGUUGCUAUUUAACAAUAAUAUUAAUAAUACAUAUUAUUAUUAAAUGAUGAUAAAAAUCAUUUCAUUUUGCUACUUUAUUCUUGAAAGAUUUUGUCCCUAAUACUCUCGUCCCUGUGGUACCUCUGCACCAGCUACGCUUCACAAUUCUUUUUUUUAAAGCUCACACAGUAGAACGACUAUUUUCAUAAUCGAUUAAUCUGUCGAUUAUUUUCUCGAUUAAUCGUUUGGUCUAUAAAAUCUCAGAAAGUGAUCGACCUUUAACGAUUUCUUUGUUAUCCAGAGCAAAGAAAUGAAGAAAAUACUCACAUUUAAGAAGCUUAAACAAUUGGAAAUCGUGUUAUGAAAAAAGCUUUGAAAAAUCAAUCGAUUAUCAAAAUAGUUGUCUGUUCAUUUAGUAACCGAUUAAUUGUUUCAGCUCUAUCACACAGGUCAGAAUAAUCGGAAAGAGAAGAAAAUAGUCUUGACAAGCUACAUUUAUUCAUGAGACUUUAAUUUCUUUUGAAUUCACACAUCUUCCACGUACACGAUCACUUGCUAACACACAUUUACGUUGAAGACGUGUGUGUCAUGUGACGUGUGUUGCAUUAGUGAAGGCAGAGGGAUGUAAAUACUCUGCCAGGCGGUUUAAUGACAGAGCGUUACAGUAAUAUUCCCCCGUGUUUCCUCUCUGCUGCUCUUCAUGGUCAUCCACCUGCAUCUCCCGCUCUCUCUCACUGUGUGUUCAUCUGAAGAUACACACGCGCACACACACACACGCGCACACACGCACACACACACACUCCCUGUGGUGUGACUGAAGCCGUGUGAUUGAAGAGAAAAAGCGUCUCCACAGCGGCAGGAGUCACACCAGAGGAUCCAGCUCUUGUUCUCCACACGUCUGCCACCGCAUGUUUUCAGCCAACAUGCUAAACUAAACAAAACAAAACAAACAAACUAUCAUAUCACUCUCCUGUACUUACAUUUGAACCUUGUUUUUUUGUCAUCGUCAGUAGUUUACAUGUCACACCUCACAUUACGAUGACUCACCUAACCUCAAAUAAAGGGUUAAAAGAGAAUACUAACAAAUGCGGUAUAUACACACACACACUUAUACAUUACUGGUGAACUGUGUUUUUGUUUCAUCAUUAAUAUACCUCAUUAAUCAUACAGAUGUUUGUUGUCUUUCUUUUUGUUUUUUUCCAUGUUGUGUUACUGUCCAGCACUGAGACACUUCCUGUUGUCUUUUUCUCUGGAGUUUUUAAUCUGUAUUUAAAAACGUUUUUUCUGAAGAAAGGCUUUUUACUGUAUUAACAUAUAUAGGUUACUGGCUGCUUUCUACUUUUUUGUGUACAGAAAUAAAACUUUGUAUUUGGCAAACACUC
Solea solea (common sole) is the source of this 6378-nucleotide messenger RNA. It is a transcript of the gene drp2, whose product is annotated as dystrophin related protein 2. The transcript has 24 exons. Gene Ontology annotation, biological process: synaptic signaling. The coding region runs from base 291 to 2927 and encodes 878 amino acids. Lineage: Eukaryota; Metazoa; Chordata; Actinopteri; Pleuronectiformes; Soleidae. Gene Ontology annotation, cellular component: plasma membrane. Gene Ontology annotation, molecular function: zinc ion binding; protein binding. The record is from RefSeq and is a predicted model, not a curated record.